CCCCUGCUUCUCACGCAAGCUCUAUCUUUGAAGGACGUGACUUCUUCUCUUCCUACUGUACUCUCUCACACACACCCACAUUCACACACCCACACUCAUACACAGAACGGAGCUCGUGGCCGUCCAGCUGCACAAAUAUACUGGAUGCCUGUUAGCGGUAGAAACUGAAUUUUCUUUACCUUGAGAUUUUCUGCAGUAUUCUCCAAAAUGAGUAGCUCUUUCUCAGCCAAAAUGGAACUGGCUAAAGAUAUGAAGGAGGAGGAUAAGUUGUACAGAUAUAAUGGAGUGCUGUACCCUGUCAUCAUGAGUCCAGUGGAGAACCUGAAGGCUAUGGAGAGGCUGGAAGCAAGAGCAGAUGAUGUAAUGUUAGUUGCAUAUCCCAAAUGUGGUUUUAAUUGGAUGGUGGCGGUGCUUCGUAAAAUACUAGCAGCAGCAACUGGUGAGAAAGCAGAGUCCCAAACCCCUCUAUUGAUGGAGUUCUUUGGGCCAGAAAUGCAGCAGGUGUGUUAUACUGCUUGACUCCCCUGUAGUUUUAGCAACACUGCAGGUUUGUCUGCCUCAAAUAAAUCAAAUAUGUAAAUAAUGUAAUAUGCUUUGUGUGUAAUAAUUGGAGAUGCUGUGUAUGUGUAGUGUGGGGUUGUAUGUUUCACACAUUCACACAUUCCCUGUAGCAUAAAUAGGUGCUGUGGUUAUAUUGGGAAGUUUUUAGCCCACUUUAGGUCCAUAAAGGAGGUUUUCAUGACACAAUGUCAGGUCAGGACACUGUUCUCUAUUCUACUUAUGUCACAAACAGAGAGAAUAUCUAUACAGUCAGGUGUAAAGGACGUCACGCUGCUUGCUUAGCAAGUACUGCUUCCUAAUGAUUCGGCUCAUACAGAGGCUCCAACCCAGGACC
Messenger RNA from Oncorhynchus kisutch (coho salmon), 895 nucleotides. Its product is annotated as sulfotransferase 6B1-like. NCBI's taxonomy places the organism in Eukaryota, Metazoa, Chordata, Actinopteri, Salmoniformes, Salmonidae. The record is from RefSeq and is a predicted model, not a curated record. The coding region runs from base 208 to 519 and encodes 103 amino acids. The transcript is spliced from 2 exons.